Molecule: messenger RNA, 438 nt
Organism: Prunus avium (sweet cherry)
Lineage: Eukaryota; Viridiplantae; Streptophyta; Magnoliopsida; Rosales; Rosaceae
Product: 18.1 kDa class I heat shock protein
Source: RefSeq, a predicted model, not a curated record
UCAGCGGAGAGAGGAGCAGAGAGCAGGAGGAGAAGAACGACAAGUGGCACAGGAUUGAGAGGAGCAGCGGCAAGUUUUCGAGGAGGUUCAGGUUGCCGGAGAAUGCGAAAAUUGAUCAGGUCAAGGCUAGCAUGGAGAAUGGGGUUCUCACCGUGAUUGUGCCCAAGGAGGAGGAGAAGCAGCCCCAGGUCAAGGCCAUUGACAUCUCUGGCUAAACAAAAUCCUCAACCUCAAUCAACUCAACUCCACCUCCCCUUUGAGCUAAAUCGUAAUUAUGUUAAAUAACCAUGGUUUGUUUGGUUAAUCUCUUGUGUUUUGUUUCUUGUAUUUUAAGUUUCUGUGUCUGUCUGUGGGUGAGAGUUGAGUGACAGUGUGCUGAUUUUCAUGUACGGUUUCUUGUUCUGAAAUAUAAUAAAUUUUAUUUUUUUGUUUGAUAAA